UUAUUGGACUUGGAAGUCAACACAACACUUACAUACAUACCUUCAUUUGAUCAUUCUCAUUCUCAUAGAUUUCUGUGUAAACUUAUCUCUUCUCUCCGCUCAGAUCAGCUUCUUCUGAUUCAAUGGCGCACGAAGGCAUUCUCAUGGGUAUGGGUAACCCUCUCCUCGACAUCUCAGUCGCUGUUGACGAACACUUCUUGCAAAUGUAUGACCUGAAGUCGAACAAUGCAAUUCUCGCAGAGGAAAAGCAUGUACCAAUGUAUGGAGAAAUGGCUAACAAUCCCAAUGUGGAGUACACUGCUGGAGGUGCUACUCAAAAUUCAAUCAGAGUUGCUCAGUGGAUGCUUCAAAUUCCUGGUGCAACGACUUAUAUUGGUUGCAUUGGCAAGGACAAGUUUGGAGAGGAGAUGAAGAAGAACUCAAAGCUUGCUGGUGUCAAUGUUCAAUAUUAUGAGGAUGAAUCUACACCAACAGGAACUUGUGCUGUCUGUAUUGUGGGUGAUCAAAGGUCACUUGUUGCUAACUUGUCGGCGGCAAAUUGCUACAAAUCUGAGCAUUUAAAAAGGCCAGAAAACUGGGCGUUGGUUGAGAAGGCUAAGUACUAUUACAUCGCUGGCUUUUUCCUCACUGUAUCCCCAGACUCCAUACAGCUUGUUUCUGAACAUGCAGCUGCAUAUGACAAGAUCUUCAUGAUGAACCUUUCUGCUCCAUAUAUCUGUGAGUUCUGCAAGGAUGCACUGGAGAAAUUUUUGCCGUAUAUGGACUUUCUUUUUGGAAAUGAGACAGAAGCAAGAACCUUCUCAAAAGUUCAAGGCUGGGAGACUGAAAAUGUAGAGGAAAUAGCUCUAAGACUUUCCCGAUGGCCUAAAGCAUCAGGAACACAUAAGAGGAUAGUUGUAAUUACUCAGGGUGCAGAUCCCGUAGUUGUUGCCGAAGAUGGAAAAGUGAAGAAGUUCCCUGUAAUAUUAUUACCUAAAGACAAAAUUGUUGAUACAAAUGGAGCAGGGGAUGCAUUUGUUGGAGGAUUUUUAUCGCAGUUGGUUCAAGAGAAAUCCAUUGAAGACUGUGUGAGAGCUGGCUGUUAUGCAGCAAAUGUUAUAAUUCAGAGGCCUGGCUGCACAUUCCCAGAGAAGCCUGAUUUUAAUUAAGUGGCUCCUUAUUUCCCUGCAGUUCAGAGUGUUGUUUUGGUUGAGAAUCAUGUUGCUCUUUGUAUUUUUAGAAUACCUACAUGCUAGAAAAGAAUAUAUGUGGCCAACCUUGAUUAGUCUAUUGAGUAUUCCUAGUUGAUCCCAAAAAUUUGGGACUAAGGCUUGUUAUUUUUGUAGUAUUAGAAGAACCGCAUGCCAAAAUAUUAUCAAUAACUGAGGCAUCUAGUAUGGAAUUUUGAUUCACAGGAAAGGGGAAAACAGAAACUUAUAUACUUUACCUUGUGAUGA
Molecule: messenger RNA, 1436 nt
Organism: Quercus robur (English oak)
Lineage: Eukaryota; Viridiplantae; Streptophyta; Magnoliopsida; Fagales; Fagaceae
Product: adenosine kinase 2-like
Exons: 12
Coding region: 123-1148 (341 amino acids)
Biological process (GO): purine ribonucleoside salvage
Cellular component (GO): cytosol; nucleus
Molecular function (GO): adenosine kinase activity
Source: RefSeq, a predicted model, not a curated record